Molecule: messenger RNA, 2197 nt
Organism: Hydractinia symbiolongicarpus
Lineage: Eukaryota; Metazoa; Cnidaria; Hydrozoa; Anthoathecata; Hydractiniidae
Exons: 4
Coding region: 339-1112 (257 amino acids)
Source: RefSeq, a predicted model, not a curated record
AGAUGACGGUUAGCUUGUUUAACGAGCAUUUCAAAAACAAUUUAUAUUAUUUUGUUUUUUUAUUGGAUGACUAAAUAUAAAUACAUGAGCUUAAGUGGUAUGAGGUAUUUUCAAGUAAUUUGAUUUUCAAUUGCGGUAAAGAUAUAUUGUUAUUUUACUUACCGUACACUUUUCACUCCUUGGGUCACCACCAAUUUAUUAAAAAGACGGAUAAUUUUCUAAAAUUAUCCAUUUUUACAAAUUGUGUCAAUAACCUAUAUAAAAAACAAAGAACUGCAUAAGAAAGGCGACAGACUUAAGGUUUUUUACUGGACAUACAAAAAGAAGAGAAGACUGAAAUGAAUGGAAUAAAAUAUUGUAAAUGUUUUUGGUUUUUAUAUGUUUCCCACUUCGCCAUGUUGUCCAUCAAAGCAACAAAAAGGGAAAGAAACGAUUCUCAAACCUGCAUUACAGAGUGGACACCGCGAAACAUCGAUAAAUAUGUAAUGCUUUUUGAGAUUGAAUGCAGAAGUGAAAUCACAAAUAUAUUGUGGAAGAGAAACAUUACUGCGAACCAGCCUGUGUCCUGUGGUAAUGUCAGUACAUCACAAGUGCAUUCAGUAAUAAUUCGAAGAGUAUUUAUGAAAGAAAAGGGUGGACAACUAUUGUAUAACCCUGCGUUAAACAGAAAUGAUCAGGAAAAAGAUAACACUACUCUAGUUAUAUUAUCGGCUGCUGGAACCUUUGUGGGGAUGUGUAUUAUGCUGCUUAUCGUAGUUUUAUAUAUGCACAAGAAAAAUGAAGCAAAGAAUGUUGAGCCAACUAAUUUGGAAUCUCAAGACAUUGUAAUCGAUACAACUGAUAAAAAAGUGGAAGUCCAAGAUAGCCAUAUUUAUAAAGAAUUGAACAUCCAAGAUAUUAAACAAGACAUCUACUACAAGUUAACACCUCCUAUAAACAUACGAAGCAAAGGACGUUUUCAACUUCAGUACUCGCAUGGCAAAUUAAAAUCAUUUAAAAAAAGCUCUACCAAAAGCUUGCAUCAUUAUGAAGUUCAAGAACCUGUUUCACCUAAAAAUAUUGAAGAUGAUGCGUGUGAUUAUGUAAACACGUCAUCCUGCACGACAGACUGAGAUUAAUCUUUAUUUUCACCAUUAACCACCAAUGCGGAAGAUCAUGACUUCAAUGCUUGGUUACUUAAAUUUAAUAUUUCUUUUUUGAUACUUUGUACAUAUUGUCAGAUAAUUUAAUUGAGAAACUUUAUAAAAGUAAGUAAAUUAUUAGGAAAACGUACGUACGAAUUGGCGUAUUUAUGUUAAUCACAGGAGAACGUGAUCCUGAAACUUUUGGUAGCUGAUGCUCUUUCAUUUUAAAUUGCAAAGACCAAAAAAUUUUAUUGGAAAAUGUUCAAGCAUAUGGUAUGUCUUGCCUAUUCUCAAACGUUUUAUGAAUUUCUUGAUACAUUGGUAAUUUCUUUCAUCAAAGUUUUUAUUUGAAAUUGUUGAAACCAUUAUCGGAAUGUUAUAAAUAGUUCGCUCAUUCACACUUCUAUGUUUUUUUGUUUUGUUUUUGCGUGGGGGUUUGGCUCCCUUUUAAAAUUAUUUUUAUGAUAUAAAUCAGUAAUUGUAGCUAGGCAACAAAAAAUGCACUAAAUAAAUGAUUUCUUAUUAAAAACUCGUACAAACCUUUCACGGUUUGUUGUCCAACUGGCUCUUGAAAUUAAUUUCAUAUUUUUAUAUUUUUGAUAUAGAGACCCAGGCCCAUUUCAUGAAAAAUAAGGGGUGAGAUAUUGACUUUUAUGGGGUACUUUUGGAACAACUUUAUGGAAUCUGUAUUCGCUUUACAACUUCAUUUUCAGAACUUAGACAUUUUAAAAGACAGCAUUAAUAUAUUUUUGACAAGGACAUAUUUUCAAUCAACCAUAACUCAACCCGUAAUAAGCAACUUUCCACUAAAAAGCCUGGCAAAUUUUCCUAAGCAUCCUCUUCACAUAUGUACAGAAUCUUUGACUUUUGCUCACUUUUGAUACUGAAUAUUUCCGUUAAGAGAGUUUUAAUACGGAACCAAAGACAAAUAGUCUGGUUUAGUGUAUCGAGACCAAACUAUGAAUUCAAAUGCAAAGAUGAAAUCCGUUGUAAACACAAAAUUAAUCACUUGAAAAAACAUAAUAUACCUUUAGUAUAUAUUUGCGUUUUCCAUUGGUUUUUACUUUUUAACU